Molecule: messenger RNA, 534 nt
Organism: Ostertagia ostertagi
Lineage: Eukaryota; Metazoa; Nematoda; Chromadorea; Rhabditida; Trichostrongylidae
Source: the annotation of a GenBank genome assembly
AUGUGGCUGCGUCGGAUUCUCAAAGCCAAUGUGCGAUCCAUAUCACGCGUAGCCGGCAGUUCACGGUAUCCCGGUGAUGCAGUUUUGAUUCCUACAGAGCCAGAAAUCAGCCAGGUAAAGAGCACCUCUACGGAGGCUCCUCACUUUGACAGGAAGCUCAUCUUACAGUUAGAAUCGCUAUCUCUUCUUCGAUUUGAUGAUGAACAAGCGGUAGCGUUACUCGGAGACGUAGUCAAAAAAGCAAAACAGCUAAAGGAAGUUGAUGUUGGGAAUAAUUCCACAAUGUUCACUGUGUGGGAGCGACUAGAAUGUCCAGUGAAUGAUGAUGUUCCUGAUGGCAGUUUAGGCAACAAGGCAUUAUCAAACGCCGCUAAAACUCAGGACGGCUACUUCGUCUCACCACCAGGCAACAUUCCACUUGCCGAAGCCGGUAGCCUCAAUCUUGAUCUCAUCAGUCAGUGGGAUCAAAUCGGUUUACCUCGCGCAAUCAAGCCUAAGAAGCAAAAGCUCAAUGUUUCGCAUGGUUCUGAAUAA